AUGGCUAAGAAUAAAGUUCAUAUAAAUUUAGUAGUUAUAGGACAUGUUGAUUCUGGAAAGUCAACUACAAUAGGACAUCUAAUUUAUAAGUUAGGUGGUAUAGAUGAAAAAACUAUAAAGUAAUAUGAAGAGGAUGCAAAUAAAAUUGGAAAAGAAUCAUUUAAAUAUGCUUGGGUAUUGGAUAAUCUUAAGGAUGAAAGAGAAAGAGGAAUUACAAUUGAUAUUUCAUUGUAGAAGUUUGAAACAAAUAAAUAUAAUUAUACAGUGAUUGAUGCACCAGGUCAUAGAGAUUUUCUAAAAAAUAUGAUAACAGGAACUUCAUAAGCAGAUGUAGCUUUAUUAAUGAUUGCAUCAACUGCAGGUGAAUUUGAGGUUGGUAUGUCUCAGAAUGGAUAAACUAAAGAGCAUAUAUUAUUGGCUUAUACACUUGGUGUUAGAUAAUUAAUAAUUGGAAUAAAUAAGAUGGAUGAGAAAUCAGUAAAUUACUAAAAAGAUAGAUAUGAUGAAAUAGUAAAAGAGUUGAAAAUAUACUUAAAUAAAGUAGGAUACAAUCCAAACGCAAUUCCAUUUAUUCCUAUUUCUGGAUGGAAUGGUGAUAAUAUGUUAUAAAAAUCAUUCAAUUUAUAAUGGUAUCAUGGUCCAACACUUUUUGAAGCAUUAGAUUCAAUAACACCACCUUAAAGACCAUUAAAUAAACCACUUAGACUUCCAUUAUAGGAUGUAUAUAAAAUAGGUGGUAUUGGAACUGUUCCGGUAGGAAGAGUAGAAACUGGAGUAUUGAAAACAGGUAUGAUUAUUCAGUUUGCUCCAUCUGGAAUAAUCUCUGAAAUAAAAUCAAUAGAAACAUUUCAUGGAGGUCUUGUAGAUGCAACUCCAGGAGAUCAUAUAGGUUUUAAUGUGAGAAAUGUAUCAGUUAAAGAUUUAAGAAGAGGAUAUGUUGCUUCUGAUUAUAUGAAUGACCCAGCAAAGGAAUGUAUUUCAUUUAUUGCUUAAUUAAUUGUAAUAAAUCAUCCUGAUAAAAUUUCAAAUGGAUAUUGUCCAGUUUUGGAUUGCCAUACAGCACAUGUUGCAUGUACAUUUGAUUAAAUAAUAUCUAAAAUUGAUAGAAGAACAGGUAGAAUAAUAGAAGAAGCACCUAAAUUUAUUAGAUCUGGAGAUUGUGCUAUAGUUAAAUUAAUACCAAGUAAACCCUUUUGUGUAGAAGUAUUUUCUGAAUAUCCAUCACUUGGAAGAUUUGCUGUAAGAGAUAUGAAAUAAACUGUUGCAGUAGGUGUAAUUAAAUCUGUUGAAAAAAAAGUAAUCUAAAUAAAUAAAUGA
Messenger RNA from Paramecium pentaurelia, 1317 nucleotides. The record is from the annotation of a GenBank genome assembly. Lineage: Eukaryota; Ciliophora; Oligohymenophorea; Peniculida; Parameciidae.